Oldenlandia corymbosa var. corymbosa is the source of this 936-nucleotide messenger RNA. Lineage: Eukaryota; Viridiplantae; Streptophyta; Magnoliopsida; Gentianales; Rubiaceae. The record is from the annotation of a GenBank genome assembly.
AUGGAGGGUCUUGAUGAGUGGGAAGUACUAUCUGAGAGUGGGGGUGGAUUCCUUGAUAUCCAUGAGGAUGAUGGCAGCAACUUUUCCACACUUUCAGACAACCUUUUCAAGAAUUACUUCCGAUGCCCUUCCCCUCGGACAGCUUCUUCUCCUCCACCUCCUCCUCUCCCUAAUCAUCAUCAGUUGGCAGAGGCAGAGGAGGAGGAGAAGAAAAUUGUUGUCACCCAUGAUCUGACCAUCACCAAUCAUCAUCCAACUGAUGUUGUUGAGAUUGAUGAUGAUAAAGAUCCAAACUUUGAGGAGGAGUUGUUGAUCAGCAGCAGCUCCCCUAAAAAACAGGUUUUUUUCGUCAAGAAAGAAACUUUAACCGAAUUUGUCGACAUGAUGAAGUUGGACUUGGAAUCCCCCAAAUCCAACAAACAACUCAGUAGGCCUUCAUCCCCUACUCAGUUGAUGGGUCACCAGUUUGAAUCUGGUGAACAAGCAGCACCAGAUGCACAGGUUUCUUCACCCAGAAAGAUGAUGAUGAUGAUGAUUGAUGACCAGAAUGAUGAUGAUGAUGAUGUGGUGGUGGAAGAUCAGGAUCAGAUUAAUCAAGGUGGAACUAACAUGAACAACAACAAUAUUUUAAAGUGGAGCUUAAGUGGGAUUGGGGCGAUUUGUUCCUUCGGAGUUGCCACCGUUUGCAUCUUUGUAUUGGGAGGUCUCAUCAAGAAUUCUGGUCAUUCCACUGCCAGAAAGCCAUACCAUGAUCAACAUCCUCCUCCUCAUCAUCAGAAGCUUCAGUUUCACAUUUAUGCUGAGGAUAAGAGGCUGUUGAAGCAUGAAUCAACCAAAUUGAAUGAAGCCAUUUCAGCGGUGAGAGACAUCCCCUUCAGCAGAGCUCACAUCACUUUUGGCGGUUACUGUGAUCAUCUCCAUCAUCGUGCUCACUGA